Syzygium oleosum is the source of this 1894-nucleotide messenger RNA. RefSeq names its product AT-rich interactive domain-containing protein 6. NCBI's taxonomy places the organism in Eukaryota, Viridiplantae, Streptophyta, Magnoliopsida, Myrtales, Myrtaceae. Gene Ontology annotation, molecular function: DNA binding. The record is from RefSeq and is a predicted model, not a curated record. The coding region runs from base 352 to 1701 and encodes 449 amino acids. Gene Ontology annotation, cellular component: nucleus. Gene Ontology annotation, biological process: regulation of transcription by RNA polymerase II. The transcript has 14 exons.
GCCUCAGCUCAGUCUCUCUCUCUCUCUCUCUCUCUCUCUCUUUCUCGCCAAGGCGACCGGAAUCUCUCCCCGCCGCGCCGGAAAUUAGGCUGCAAAUCGAGCUCGCCCUCCUUCUUCUCCGCUUCGCUUCUCGCCCCGCCGUCCGAACCCCCGGCGCUCCGUGCCAGGUUCCGUCUCGGUCCUCGUUCCGGAUUGCCUUGACAAAUCCUUCCACGACGCCGUUCGCUUCUCGACGCAAGGGCGCUCCGAGUUUCUUCGAGCUGAGCAGCCGGCGAGGGGCGUUCAGUUUAGUUGUGCGGCAGAAUAACACGCCUUACAUUAUAGACUGUGGAGUAUAAUCAAAAUAAAGAGAUGGAUGUCACUGAGAAGCCAGCAGAGAGAUUGCCAGAUGAUUCUGUUGCCAACCUUGUUGAUGCCAGCAUAGAACAGCAAGAGUCAUCCCUACUGAGCGAGGAUAAAGAGGAUAAAAACCAUAGCCCGAACGGGCAAUUGGUUGCUCUGGAGACUGACAAUGACGAGACUCUUACAUUACCAAGUGAUAUCACCAUGAAAGAAAGUCAUGAAAUGCCUGAGAAGGCUGAUGAUGAAGUUGUUGCUGCUAAUGGUGCUAAGGAAAACAUCGGUGCUCUAGAUGAAAACCAGGAAAAUAAGAACGAGGACGUAACAAGUGACCCAGACCGGAAUCAGUCAGAAAUUUCCCAAAAACUUCACAAUGAGGAAGUAGCAACUCCAAAAGCUGAGGCUGAGAGCAUGAAAAAUUCUAACAAUUGGUUGAUUGAUCCCAAGUUACAGAUGGGGUUUGCGGCUGAAUCCGGGACUGUGGAGGAGCAAGCCGCAUUUAUGAAGGAACUGGAAAAGUUUCACAAGGAUAGGGCCCUGGAAUUUAAACCACCUAAGUUUUAUGGAGAGCCACUGAAUUGUCUGAAGUUAUGGAGAGCUGUCGUUAAACUUGGUGGCUAUGACGUGGUGACUGGAUCCAAGUUGUGGCGUAUAGUAGGAGAGUCUUUCCAUCCCCCAAAGACCUGCACGACAGUCUCUUGGACAUUUCGAAUUUUCUAUGAGAAGGCUCUUUUGGAAUAUGAAAGGCAUAAAACACAAAGCGGUGCACUCCAAUUACCUGCUGCACCCAUCCUGCAACCUACAAGCAUUGAAAAGGAGACAAACCAAGCUGCAGGAUCAAAUAGGGCACGUAGGGGUGCUGCAUCGCGUGCUAUGAAGGGUUGGCAAUCUCAGCGCUAUCUUGAAUAUGGCGAGGACAAAAACUUUGCCUCUACAACGAAGCGCGAAAGGAAUCUCAAAAGCAUAGGUUUACCUAGAGAGAAGACAGCAACUAAUUUGGAGCAUGGGGAGAGAGCUGUUCAUCACGAGGCAGAUAAGCAGAUUAUGACGAAUGUCAUUGAUGUCGGACCUCCUGCUGAUUGGGUGAAGAUCAGUGUUCGGGAAGCUAAAGAUUGCUUCGAAGUAUAUGCUCUGGUCCCUGGUCUUUUGCGUGAAGAAGUGCGAGUUCAGUCAGAUCCAGCUGGACGUCUAGUUAUAACAGGCCAACCAGAACAGCUCGAGAAUCCUUGGGGCAUCACUCCCUUUAAGAAGGUUGUGAGCUUACCAUCGAGAAUCGAUCCACUGCAGACAUCAGCCGUCGUUAGCCUUCAUGGCAGACUCUUUGUACGCGUUCCUUUCGAACAAGGAUCAGCUUUAACUUGAUAUAUGAUAUUUAAGUUCUGUCAUUUGUUAUUGCUUGAAGGCUGUCUCAGAUCAGAUUGAGCAUUAUGAAUGUCAGUUUUGCAUUCACAUUUACUCUCCUCAGUCUUCAGAAUGGAAGAAAAAUGAGGAUCCUGUUAAUGAUCUGAGAAUGUACCACGCGAUACAUGCAAGCUCUAUCUAUUUUAAUUUCACA